Molecule: messenger RNA, 1059 nt
Organism: Octodon degus (degu)
Lineage: Eukaryota; Metazoa; Chordata; Mammalia; Rodentia; Octodontidae
Product: trace amine-associated receptor 7a-like
Exons: 1
Coding region: 1-1059 (352 amino acids)
Biological process (GO): G protein-coupled receptor signaling pathway
Cellular component (GO): membrane
Molecular function (GO): trace-amine receptor activity
Source: RefSeq, a predicted model, not a curated record
AUGACUUCAUCAUCCAGUGCCCAGAGAAAUAUCUGUGGUGACCUGACCCCUCCUGCCACUGUCCAGCUCUGCUACGAAAAUGUGAACGGAUCCUGCGUCAAAGCUCCCUACUCCCCGGGCCCCCGCCUGCUGCUCUACCUGCUCUUUGGCUCUGGCGCUGCGCUGGCUGUCUUGGGAAACCUGCUGGUGAUGACUUCCAUCCUCCACUUCAAGCAGCUCCACUCCCCAGCCAACUUGCUGAUCGCCUCUCUGGCCUGCUCUGACUUCUUGAUGGGGACGAUGGUGAUGCCCUUCAGCAUGGUCAGGUCUGUGGAGAGCUGCUGGUACUUUGGGGACAGCUACUGUAAGUUCCACUCUUCUUUCGAUGGCUCUUUCUGUUACUGCUCUAUCUUCCACUUGAGCUUUAUCUCCAUUGAUAGAUACGUCGCUGUCACGGACCCGCUGGUCUAUCCCACCCGGUUCACUGUCUCUGUGGCUGGCAAGUGCAUAGCUUUCUCCUGGCUGUUUGCUGUCAUCUUCAGCUUUUCUCUUCUUUACACAGGAGUGAAUGAAGCUGGGCUGGAGGACCUAGUGAGUGCCCUCUCCUGUGUGGGGGGCUGUCAGAUUGCAGUGAAUCAAAGCUGGGUCUUGAUUGGCUUUCUAUUAUUUUUCAUCCCUGCACUUGUGAUGAUAACAGUUUACACCAAGAUUUUCCUGAUAGCCAAGCAGCAAGCUAGAAAAAUUGAAAGUCUGAGUAAUAGGACUGCAAAAUCCUCAGACAGCUACAAGGACAGGGUGGCCAGGAGGGAGAGGAAAGCAGCAACGACCCUGGGGGUCGCAGUGAUAGCUUUUCUGAUCUCAUGGUUGCCUUACUACAUCGAUUCCAUCAUUGAUGCCUUCCUGGGAUUCAUCACACCCACGUAUGUGUAUGAAAUACUAGUGUGGAUCGCUUAUUACAACUCGGCGCUGAAUCCCUUGAUCUAUGCUUUCUUUUAUCCUUGGUUUCGAAAAGCCAUCAAAUUAAUUGUUACAGGACAGGUCUUCAUACAGAAUUCCUCAGCAAUGAAGUUGUUUCAAUAG